GAGAGAGGAAAGCAGACGUGCAAAAAUUGGGGCGGUAAGGGCACAAAAGCGCAGCAAAAGCCACCUCUGCGCCGACGCAACUUUAACGAUGAGGUGACAAGAUCCUCUACGAGGUCCGGUUCCUCAAAUUCACCGCCAAGGGGACAGGAGAAGGGCGGCAUGGGUAAAGGACAGGGAAAAGCGGCCAGGGCAGCACUUCGUCAAUUGAUUGAGCAGCAGAAGCAGCAUGAGGCAGACCACACGAACCAGGUGCGGCAGCGUCGUGAGGGUCGCGGCUCUGUUCGGCGGUGA
Symbiodinium pilosum is the source of this 291-nucleotide messenger RNA. NCBI's taxonomy places the organism in Eukaryota, Dinophyceae, Suessiales, Symbiodiniaceae. The record is from the annotation of a GenBank genome assembly.